UGCUCUUUCUCUGCUGCGUCAUUAACAUCGUCCUCAUUAACUUACAUCACCACAGAGCUGGAAACGAGUCUCGUCCUCAUCCUGUCUCCCCGCCUGGGGAUGAGUAUUAGAAGCCCUUCAUUGUUCCCAGCCUCAUUAGUGUACUCUGUAUAAGACGAGGAAAGGAGUUUCGCACUGGAGAGUAAAGGAGCUCUCUAUACUGACCCGCUUGCUGCUAUGAGGAGGGGAAGCUGUGAUGAAGUUUCUAAUGAAAUACAACCGCACUUGCGCAGUCUGGCUCGGAGAAGGCGAUCAGCACCGAGUGUUGUGUUUGGGAAGACUCUGGGAAUGUCUUGGCCUUCCAUCAGGGAAGAGUGUGUGCCUGCAAUCAUGAUAGAUCAGUGUCCGUUUGUGCUCGGGCUGAGCAGUGAGGACUCGGAGCUCAUCCUUGAUGACACGGUGCAGCUCACCGAGGGACCGAAGACGAGUGAGAGACAUGUAUUCCUCUUCAGUGACGUGUUGGUCAUCGCUAAGCUCAAAUCCAGAGGCAGCUACAGACUAAAACACAGAAUUAACCUGGAGCAGCUUUGGGUCUGUGACUUUAGAGGUGAGGAUGAUGAAGGAUGUGAGGAUGAAGACAGACGUGCCCACUUAAAGAAGACAAUCAUUCUGGCCUGGUCUGUCUCUCUCUGUCUACUGACAUUCAGGUGAGUUGAUAUAAUUUGGAUUUAAAUCUGUGAGCUAGACAAUGUUCAUUUUCUGUGUCUUUUUAUGAAAGAAGUUCCACCAGAGAAUAAAACCCCAUCAUUAAUAUCAAUAAGUUCGGGAUUUUAUUCAGUAAUGUUUACACACCUAGAAGUCUUUGAACUUUUAUUGACUUUUCUAAAUGGGAAUAUUUUAUGCCGUUUCAGUGAAAACAAUUUCCAUUUCUAUGAAGAUCAAUAUUAUUGUUUUUAAAAAAGACGUCAUUUUGAGGGACUAUUUCACAGAAUUGUACCUCAGAAGUCGCCUACGCACUUUAAAACUGACUCAGGCUUUAAUCAAAGUUUUUCAGGCAAUGUACCGGAAACAGACUGUUUGAGAGACAAAAAUAGACACACACACACACACAAACACACACACACACUCCAUCAUAAACAUCAUUUUACAGUAUUUACCAGUAUACCUUGGAACACCUUAUGAACAACAAAUCAGUGUCAGAAAAAAAUAUUUCACUUUAAGGAACCUGUGAGAAUAAUCUAUGGAAUACCUGGAUGGAAAUGGCACCAAAUUUGGGGGAAAUUUGUAGACAUUUGCUGAAUAGUACGCCUUUUAAUUUUAGCAUGCCUACUUAACAUCACUGUUAGAAACUCAUGGAAUAAUUCAUUUAAACUGAGUGAAAGUGAUUACACCAAAUUUGGGGAUUUUUUUGAUGAGCUGUAAGUCCGGUUUUGUGACAAAUUGCUAAUUUUGUCUGCUUGUUUAAACUGUAUUUUAGUAUUGUUAUAAAAAUCCAUGAAAAAAUGAUUCCAUUGUAAUAAUUGUCUUGCCAAAGUUUACUGUUAUAAUAAGCUCCACUCUUCUGGGAAGAUUUUCCACUGGAUGCUGGAGUGUGGCUGUGGGGAUUUAUUCUCGUUCAGCCACAAAAGCUUUAGUGAGAUCAGGAUCUGACGUUUGGUGUCCAAACAGUUCCAGUUCAUCACAAAGUGUUCAGCGGGGUUGAGGUCAGGGCUCUGUGCAGGACACUCAAGUUCUUCCACUCUGUCCUUGGGAAACUAUGUCUUCAUGGAGCUCACUUCGUGCACAGGUUAUUGUCACGAUGGAACCAUUUUGGGCCUCUUAGUUCCAGUUAGGGGAAGCUGUAAAGCUACAGCAUAGAAACAACUGGGUGCUUCCAUCUUUGUGGGGACAUUUUGGAGAAAGAACCACAAGGGUGUGAUGGUCAAGUGUUCACAAACCUUUGGCCAUGUAGCUUCUGCUUCUUUCCUUUACAUGUACAUUGGCUGAAGAUGCUUGGUCAACCAACAAAUUAUAGCCAAACUAUCACAUUCAUUGUCAUUUCGUAUUUAUGAAUAUUAUUAUAUCGAUAUUUUGAAUAUGUUUAUGAGGUCAAAUGAGGAUUUGCUGGGUCAUGAAAAAUCAGUUACUGCCCACUGGCCAUGCAUGUUUUGUUGAAUGGAUAGUAAAAGCUGAAUAGGAAGUAAAAAAAAAAAAAAAAACCUGAAUGGGAACUGAAAUUGUGAGAAGAGAGAACUUGGUGAGAGAGGACUGAUCUUAUUGACUCUGCUAGAGCCAAUCUGUAGUGUUUGUUACUUUAUAUUAAAACCAAACUUGCAUUAAACUAAUAAAGACUCUAUUCAAAUAUCAUAUUAUACCAUGUCACCUGGCUCUCUCUUGAUCAGUGCCAUGAAUGUACACAAGAAA
Molecule: messenger RNA, 2382 nt
Organism: Hemibagrus wyckioides
Lineage: Eukaryota; Metazoa; Chordata; Actinopteri; Siluriformes; Bagridae
Product: rho GTPase-activating protein 20-like
Exons: 4
Coding region: 217-690 (157 amino acids)
Molecular function (GO): GTPase activator activity
Source: RefSeq, a predicted model, not a curated record